AUGGACGCGCAACCUUACCGACCCCUCUCCGGGCAACACGGCGUCGAGCGCGUACCGUACGAACCGUUUUGUUGCGCGUCGGACAAGGCACGCAUCCGCAAAGCCAUCACCUUUACGAUGCGCACCGAGAACGGGAUAUCUCCGCGCCCGCCGACGAUAAUUGACUCCAUCUUUGGCGACCACAAGUAUGUCCGCGAGGGCAUGCUAAACCCUGGCAUCGACGAGAUCGCUCGUGUGGUGGGUGGAACCCCGCUGACAAUUCAGCUGCUCAUUAGGUGGCCCGGGUUCCCUGAGCGCUACUUUGAGAUCACUAUGCCUACGGAGCCGCCUGAAGCGGAUUCGCGCGCAGAGCUGCACUACCGCAUCGGCGGCGCGUACACGCAGUACUUCAAUGCAGCCACAGACGAGAAUUGGCAGUCGACGGAACCGGACUGGGACAUGGGGUCUCCGCGGACCGAUGUAAGGAUGCUCACGGUGGUCGCGCUGUGGCAUUGUGGCGGGGAUGUCUUCCAGGCGGAUGUCGACUGCCACGAGGCGUUCCCAAUGGCGCCCAUGGUCUGGAACUGA
Molecule: messenger RNA, 567 nt
Organism: Trametes versicolor FP-101664 SS1
Lineage: Eukaryota; Fungi; Basidiomycota; Agaricomycetes; Polyporales; Polyporaceae
Exons: 3
Coding region: 1-567 (188 amino acids)
Source: RefSeq, a predicted model, not a curated record